AUGGAUGGCUUGUUAGACGCAGAAGCCAGUGAAGAUGACGAAGAAGAUGAGGAAAAUAGUGAAGAUGAUGAAGAGGAAGACUCUGACAAGGAGUUGAACGAGUUGUUGGGAGAGGAAGAAGACCCAAGCGACUACGACUCAGAAAAUUUCUCCGAUGAACCUCAGGAAUCUGAUACUAGAUCUAUAACCGAUGCCAUCUCUGGUGUAAAGAUCAGAUCUCUUUCAGACAUUUCUUCCCAAGACAAACAAGAAUUCCACACCAAGUAUUCUGACGGUUCGGAAAGAAUCAUCAAGCCGGAAAUAGAGCCUGUGUAUGACAGUGACGACAGUGAUGCCGAAAACUUCAAUACCAUUGGGGACAUUCCCUUGUCUGCCUACGAUGAAAUGCCACAUUUGGGUUACGACAUCAACGGGAAGAGAAUAAUGAGACCAGCCAAGGGUUCUGCUCUCGAUCAAUUGUUGGAGUCUAUUGACUUGCCUCAGGGCUGGACCGGACUUUUGGACCAAAACACUGGUUCAUCUUUGAACUUGACAGAUGAAGAGUUGGAAUUGAUCAGAAAGAUCCAACAACAGGAAAACACAGAUGCAAAUAUCGAUCCAUACGAAGCUACCAUCGAGUGGUUCACAUCUAAGGUGGAAGUAAUGCCCUUAACAGCAGUUCCUGAGCCAAAGAGAAGAUUUGUUCCUUCCAAACACGAAGCCAAGAGAGUUAUGAAGAUUGUCAGGGCCAUCAGGGAAGGAAGAAUUAUUCCUCCAAGUAAGGUGAAGGAGCAGAUUGAAGAAGAAAGACUCAACUAUGACUUGUGGAAUGACGAUGACAUCGCUGUUGAAGACCAUAUCAUGAACUUGAGAGCUCCUAAAUUGCCUCCUCCAACCAACGAAGAAUCCUACAACCCCCCUGAGGAAUACCUUUUGACCGAAGAAGAGAAAAAGCAAUGGGAACUGUUGGAUCCUGCUGACAGAGAAAGAAAUUUCCUUCCUCAGAAGUUUGGAGCUUUGAGAAAAGUUCCUGGCUACCAAGAAAGCGUGCGUGAAAGAUUCGAAAGAUGCUUGGACUUGUAUUUGGCUCCUAGAGUUCGUCACAAUAAGUUGAACAUUGAUCCCGAAAGUUUGAUUCCUGAAUUACCCUCUCCAAAGGAUUUAAGACCAUUCCCUAUCCGUUGUUCUACCGUCUACCAGGGCCAUACUGACAAGAUCAGAACUAUUUCUAUUGAUCCUCAAGGCUUGUGGUUGGCCACUGGUUCAGAUGAUGGUAGUGUCAGAAUUUGGGAAAUCUUGACAGGAAGACAAGUGUUCAAUGUUCAGUUGAUCAACAAAGAAAUAAACGACGAAGACCAUAUCGAGAGUUUGGAAUGGAACCCAGACUCCCAAACCGGGAUUUUGGCUGUCUGUGCUGGUGAGAACAUCUACUUGGUUGUUCCACCAAUUUUCGGCUUUGAUAUCGAAAACAUGGGUAGAUUGAGAAUCGAAUCCGGUUGGGGUUAUGACACUUUUGGUAACAAGACCAAGGAGGAAAAGUUCAAGAAUGACGAGGGCAAUGAAGAUGAAGAUGACGAAGAUGAUAGUGCCACUUCCACUGCUGUCAAGAAGGACGUAGCCAGAUGGUUUCCUCCAAAUCAGGAACAGACCAAGCUCGGUAUAUCUGCCAUUAUCCAGUGUCGUAAGACUGUCAAGAAGGUGUCGUGGCAUAGAAAAGGAGACUACUUCGUCACCGUGUCUCCAGAUAGCAAGAACACAGCCGUAUUGAUUCAUCAAUUAUCCAAGCAUUUAUCCCAAUCUCCAUUCAAGAAGUCCAAGGGUAUCAUCAUGGACGCCAAAUUCCAUCCAUUCAAACCACAAUUGUUUGUAGCCUCGCAACGUCAAGUGAGAAUCUACGACUUGGCCCAACAAGUAUUGGUCAAGAAGUUGAUGCCAGGUGUGAGAUUGUUGUCUACCAUCGAUAUACACCCUAGAGGUGACAACUUGUUAGCAUCUUCUUACGACAAGAGAGUAUUGUGGCACGACUUGGAUUUGAGUGCCACUCCUUACAAAACUUUAAGAUACCACGAGAAGGCAGUCAGAUCAAUCAAGUUCCACAAGGGUAACUUGCCGUUGUUUGCAUCUGCCUCUGACGAUGGUAACAUUCAUAUUUUCCACGGUACCGUGUACGACGACUUGAUGACUAACCCAUUGUUAGUGCCUUUGAAGAAGUUGACUGGUCACAAGAUUGUGAACAGUAUUGGUAUCUUGGAUUUGAUUUGGCAUCCAAAGGAAGCCUGGUUAUUCAGUGCCGGUGCUGAUGGAACCGCUCGUCUCUGGACAACCUGA
This is a messenger RNA of Scheffersomyces stipitis CBS 6054, 2307 nucleotides long. It is a transcript of the gene ERB1, whose product is annotated as Erb1p. The coding region runs from base 1 to 2307 and encodes 768 amino acids. Gene Ontology annotation, cellular component: PeBoW complex; preribosome, large subunit precursor. The transcript has a single exon. Gene Ontology annotation, biological process: ribosome biogenesis; maturation of LSU-rRNA from tricistronic rRNA transcript (SSU-rRNA, 5.8S rRNA, LSU-rRNA). NCBI's taxonomy places the organism in Eukaryota, Fungi, Ascomycota, Pichiomycetes, Serinales, Debaryomycetaceae. The record is from RefSeq and is a predicted model, not a curated record. Gene Ontology annotation, molecular function: ribonucleoprotein complex binding; protein binding.